CUGGGCCUGAUGAUUGCGCCCUUAUGCUCAGUCUAAGGCUGGAAUCUGCGGCGAUUCAGACUACAUAUAUGGAAUCUACCGUUUCGGAUGAACUCAUUCCGAAAACUCGUGUCACACGAUAAAUACGAUUGCCAGAUCAAUCCAUCAUGAAUUCAAGCAUCAAUUCACGUCCUUCGCGGGACACCAUGCGCGCAGAAUCUCCCUUGUCGCUUCCACCGGCACCCGACGCUUUGCAACAAUCGGUCCGCUCAGUUCACCCCUCAAAGCCUGACACGGAAAAGGAGGAGCUGCUAGUACAGGUGAAUACAUUAAAGUAUGAGCUAGAGAAUUUCAAGCAAGAGAGGGAUUUGAUGGUCCUGCGUCAUGAAAAGGAACUACGGGAUUUGCAGCUCAAGGCAGAUUCGGACUUUCGAAAAGCUCAGAGAGUAACAGCCACCGGGCCACCCACAAGAGCGAGACUCUAGCGAAAGAGUUGAAAGAAACCCAGGACAAUGCCCUUAAUGAGAAAGCCGGCCUUGAGCGAAAGAUCAGAAGUCUUCAAGAUCAGAAUCAGUUACUUCAGGAGGAGGUGGAAGACUCAAAGGC
Molecule: messenger RNA, 585 nt
Organism: Aspergillus piperis CBS 112811
Lineage: Eukaryota; Fungi; Ascomycota; Eurotiomycetes; Eurotiales; Aspergillaceae
Product: coiled-coil domain-containing protein MAD1
Exons: 4
Coding region: 147-464 (105 amino acids)
Source: RefSeq, a predicted model, not a curated record